Messenger RNA from Penicillium cataractarum, 2454 nucleotides. RefSeq names its product putative C6 finger domain protein. Gene Ontology annotation, molecular function: zinc ion binding; DNA-binding transcription factor activity, RNA polymerase II-specific. Gene Ontology annotation, biological process: regulation of DNA-templated transcription. The transcript has 3 exons. NCBI's taxonomy places the organism in Eukaryota, Fungi, Ascomycota, Eurotiomycetes, Eurotiales, Aspergillaceae. The record is from RefSeq and is a predicted model, not a curated record. The coding region runs from base 1 to 2454 and encodes 817 amino acids.
AUGGCAGAACCGACGGAACCCAAUCCUGGCGAGUCGGCCAACCCGCCGGCUGAAACGAAUGCGCCAGCGCCGGUGACAAGUGAGCCGCCUGCACGGACCGAGCAACCUUCAGACGAAGCAAACGCGCCCACAACCCAAGGUCCGACGCCGACGACUGAGCCUCAACCGGAACCUUCCCCGGCGCCGCCAGCUCCGCCAGCGCCCUCAGAACCCCCGGCAUCUUCAGAACCGCCAGCACCCUUAGAAUCUCCAGCACCUCCAGUUCCCCCGGCACCUCCAGCGACUUCGGCGACUUCGGCGCUGCCAACCACAGAUUCAAAUGCUCAUCAACAAGAGAUCCGUCACUCUGUGGAAGAAACCAAUCACUCGGAACCUGCGCCCAGCUUUACCACGUCCUCUUUGAUUCCCGCACUCCCAGCAAUGGACACAUCUCUCCCGCCUAUCGAUCCGUCUCACUCUUUGGAUGAUAAUGAGCUCCCUUCAUUUGACGCCGCGCUUCGUGCUGUGAGCUCUUCUGCAGGGCCAGAUCUGUCGCUUCCAGCCAUCGACACAACUCUGCCCUCUCUGGACGAGUCCCUACCAGCGAUUGGAACGGAUAUACCGACCAUGGAUCACCCAUUUGGUGACGAUAGCCCCUUUGGGCACCACGAUCCACACGAUGGAUCUAUAAACACGCUAGAUACAGGCCACGACACGACUCAUCAAGGAUCCAUCAAUGGCUCUACGCAUUACCCGGCGGCAUCUAAUGACAACUACCAGACGUCAAAUGGCAACUAUCAAUACACCCAAAACUCACAGCACGAUGGACGACAACAAUCACAGGGCUCGCCUCAACAUCAGUACCAGUCUCAACCUCAGCAGAGUUACCAACAGCAGACCUCCGACAUGUACCACAAUACAAGCGGGGGUUUCGCCAGUGUCAACGCCAACUCCAACAACAAUGGCCAAGGACAGCCCGGUCAAGUGCCUCAAGCACCGAUCGGAUCUCCCAUGCCAUCCAAUAUGCCUCCCAUGGCAUCUAUGGGGCAGUACAUGACCGGCUACCCGUCCAAUGUGUCUCCCUCGGGCAUGAAUUCGAAUCCACAGAUGCCGUACUCACUUCCGGGAGAUCCCAAUAAGAUGCUUUCAGGUGGCCGACAUAAAAAAGAAGUUAAGCGACGUACAAAAACCGGGUGUUUGACUUGUCGCAAGCGACGAAUUAAGUGCGACGAAGGACAUCCGGUCUGCAGAAAUUGUGUCAAGAGCAAGCGCGAGUGUCUAGGGUACGACCCGGUGUUUCGCCCUCAAGCGUCUGCUCCGUCGGCGAUCCAGCCAGCUCCAAACCCUCAGGCUCCGUCACUCGUUGUCAACCCCCAAGGCCCUCCUGUGCCUUCGGCACCUUCAUAUCCUUCUGCGCCGCCUGGGUACAUGCCCGCUUCCUCACAACCUUUUGCGCCGUCCCUCCACUCCGAAUCCCCUAGCGCCUCGACCGACCACCACGACAACGGAGCUGGCAUUGACCAUUCUCUCGCGAACAGUACCGUAUCACACCCUUCAAAUAUGCAGUCUGCCAACGAUUUCCGGACACCAACCUCAGAUAUGGUCUACAAAGCCAAAAACCUGAAUAUCAAUGACUUGAUUGCUUUACGGGGCAUCCCUCCACCGGCCCCUCAUCCUAUCGGCUCCCUUCCUCCCGGCCGCCUCGAAGAGAUCCAAGCGGUGUUCCUGGCCACAUAUGCCCCAGCAAUUGACAAGCUGCUGGAAGUUCGAUGGUACACAGACAAGGCGCUGUCAUCUCUCAUGGCGGAUGCGCAGCUUAUGGCAGACUACUCAGCCUUGAUCAACGCCUUCAACGAUUGGAACCUCAAUGACGGAAACACGGUCGCCCGCUUGGAGAGUUUUGAGGCUUCAAUCAUUUGGAGAAGCAUGACCCUGUGCCGGCAGGCGCAAAGCUCAGAGAAUGGGCAACACGGCCAAGACUGGAAUUUGACUGCGGCAACUGCGCGUCUCAAUGCUAUCGAAGCCCUUCUCACCUGGACCCACCUGGAUCAGAACGCCUUGUCGCGCGCACUGCGAACGGAGGCUGCAACCCCACCCCAUCAGCCAGAUCAGUUCAUGCAGCGGCAAUUGGACUUCUGGAGCGAACUCGGCGACUUCCUCACGCUUCACGACAAUGAAGCCAGCUCAGCCAAGCAGAUUGACGAUACACUAGGGCGAGGUCGCCAAUUGCUUGAUACCUAUGAAAACCGCGACAUUAUCUAUUCCAUCGCCAUUGCACGGCACCUUGGCCAACGCUGGGCCGAUUUCCCGAACAGCCUUCCUAAGGUCGGAUACACUGCCGAGAAGGAGUCUGGCACCAAGCUAUUCGUCGCGCAGAAGUUCAUCGAAGAGGAGGCCGAGGGCAAGGGCACGACGCAAAUCUACAAGCGCAUCUGCUGCAUGGCAGUUCGCUCUUGGUGGGUUGCCCGCGAGUAG